Molecule: messenger RNA, 6486 nt
Organism: Phlebotomus papatasi
Lineage: Eukaryota; Metazoa; Arthropoda; Insecta; Diptera; Psychodidae
Gene: bou
Product: U-scoloptoxin(05)-Sm1a
Exons: 4
Coding region: 99-665 (188 amino acids)
Biological process (GO): regulation of synaptic transmission, cholinergic; sleep; positive regulation of voltage-gated potassium channel activity
Source: RefSeq, a predicted model, not a curated record
AGGUGUCAGUGAUUCAUUUGUUUUGGGUGUGUUUUGGUUUUUGGAAAAUUUCUAUUUUUUAGUGUUUUCUGCAAUUUUAUUCCAUUUUUUGGUUUAAAAUGAAUUUAUUUGUGUACGCCCUCACCUUUCUGGCUGUUUUCCGGACAGUGUCCAGCAUCAGGUGCUACGUGUGCAAUGCCACAGACACUUCCUCACCCUUCCAAUGUGGGGAGCUCUUUGAGCGAUACGAUACGCCAGAUAUUGAGCCCCAAGAUUGCUCCGAUGUCCACGGGGCGCAGUACUGUGUGAAGCAUAUUGGCAGAUUUGAAGCUGGGACCAUUUCCUGCUAUCAGUGCUCUUCCGGAGAGACGAUGGACUGCUCAGAUCUCCUCAUUAACAUGCCUGAUUCAUCAAUUAAACCUGAACCUUGCGAUUCAGUCAUCGAUGCUCAGUUUUGCAUAAAAUCUACUGCUCUUUACGGUGGCAUUGGGGCCAAGAGAUUCUGUUCGUCAAAAGAUCUUGGCAAUUACUGCAAUUACGUACAGAAUGUGGGAGAUCAGAUGGAGUAUCGAUCGUGUAUUUUUACCUGUUCCACUGACGGCUGCAAUUUGUCCAGCUCCUUGAGAUCAUCUCACGUCUUCAUUGCAAUCUCAGCUGCCAUCAGCCUCGUUCUCCUUCUCGCUUAGACUUUAGUCAAUUGCCCCACAGAGUAUUUUGUCCACGUAAUUCCGUCCAAUUUCUAUCUGUAAAUAUUGUGUGAAGAUAUUUUUUUUGGAGUAUAGUCUCGACUUCAUCGAUAUUCCGUCCACGUUGGAGCUUUAAAAAAAAUAAAAGAAUGCUUGAAACACUUUUUAUCCAUUUCUCUUACUUAAAUUUAAAAACACUUCGCAUCUCUCUGGCAAAGAUCACAAUUGCAGAGCCACUAUCUUUCAUGGUUCUCUGACUGAUGUGAAGAUACCAUCAACAGUAAAUUCUUGAUUUACCAACCGAAUAAAGAGAGAAAAUUUCUUUAUUGAGCACUAAAUUAGCACCACCCUGAAAUACUUUUUUUUGUAAUACUGUGGUGGGUGAUGGGAUAGUAUAAAAAAGAUUUCUCCUCUUAUUUCAAUAAUCACAAAUAUUUGUUUUUCUUUUCACUUUCUUACUAAAUAUUCCCUGCUUCGUAAGACAUCUCUUUUGCACUUUAAUUAUUUUUAGCGUAAGAGCUAUUAUUUCUUGAAUAAUUCAUUUGGACUCUUUGGAGGCUUUGGAGUGUUUUAUUUUAAACAGAAUGCAUCAUUCAAGCUUUUGACCUCCAAAUAUUCAAUUUACAAAUUUCUCUUUAGCAUAAAAAAAGAGUAACACAUCGGGUUUGUUGUUCUCUUACAAAAACACGCGGAUCUUUUGAAAUGCUGUGAAGAUAAAAGGAACAUGAAAAUAGUUUCUUAAUUUUUUGAUCGUUAAGAUCAUUAACUGAUAAAUUUGAAGGCAAUUGGACUUUUCUGUACAUUCUUUAAAGUAUUUUUUGAGGGGAAGUUUAAUGAACUCAAUAAAAUAACUUCACAGAAAAAUGCUGUAGGUUGUAGGACAAUUUUUAAAUUUCACAUGAUCUUUUAAAGAUUUUCAAAAAUUAAAGAAACUAUCUUAAGAAAACGACAACUUAACCCUCAAUUCUCAGAUAAAAAACUUUUAAAAUGUUUUAUUCUAUUAUGGGAUCUACACAUUGGGAGCAAUUUUUGUCAAAAAUUGUUUUUUUUUUUUUUUUGAAGGAAAUUCCCUACAGCGUUGUAGGGGGAAACGUCAAAUUUCUGUCAAAAACGCAAUUUUUGACGAAAAUUGCUCCCAAUGAUGUAGACACAUUGGGAACAAAUAAAACUUUAAAGAAAUUUAACACGUUAUGUUUGAUAUUGAAUGAAAAAUUCAAAUGAGUUCUUAAAAGACGAUAAAAUAUUUAAAACUGAAAUUUGUAAUGGAAUGUGGAGAUAAUUUAUUUCUUCAAAACCAAAAUAAAAGGUAAUUCAUUAUAAGGAAGCCUAAACAGUCUGAUUAGGGGGACCAGGAAAACGGAAAACCUCACAGGAAACCUUUAAGAGGCUAUAAGCACUCUUGUAGAAUCCUUUGUUAUUCCUUGACAGAAAUAUAGACCGAUGCCUAGGUAAUUUAUUAAAACACUUGAGAAUCAAUCGAAAGCCUCUAAAAGAAAUAAGAACUUAUAGAAACCAUUAGGAACCCAUGGGUAGACUUGGAAAUUAAUAAGAAUUCUUAGACACCAAUGGGAACCCAUAGGAACAUAUUAAAUUUUUUUUUUAGAAACUCUUGGGAACAAAAUGGGAACCAAUGGGAACAUUCUGAGUCUAUUAAGACGUCUGGCGAAUUUAUAGGAACACAUAGAAAUUAAUAAGAAUUCUUAAGAAGUAUGGGAAGUCCAUGAGAACCCUCCGAAAAUCCUAAGACUUUAGUGAACUAAUGGAAACCCUUAAGAGCACUUGGAAAGUAUUAGGAACUCUUGGGAAUUAAUAGAAACCAAUGGGAAUAUUUAGAAAUUAUUAGAAAGUCUUGGGAACUCUUGGAAACAAUCUGAGAUUAUUAAGACAUCUUGCGGAUUUAUGGGAAUCCAUGCCAUGGGAACACCUGGAAAUUAAGAAAGAUUCAUAAGAACUAUUGGAAAUCUAUGAGAACCCUCGGAAUAUUCUAAGAACUUUAUUGAACUGAUGGAAACCCUUUAGACCACUUGGAAAUUAUUAGGAACUCUUGUGAACUGAUGAAAACCAAUGGAAACAUUUGAAAAUUAUUAGAAAGUCUUGGGAACUCAUGGGAACACUUGAAAAUUAAUAAAUAUUCUUAAGAACUGUCGGAAAUCCAUGAGAACCCUCGGAAAAUCCUAAGAACUUUAGUGAACUGAUGGAAAUCCUUCAGAUCACUUGAAAAUUCUUAGAAACUCCCGGGAAAUAAUGGAAAUACAUGGGAACAUUCUGAAAUUUUAGGAACUCUUGCGAACUGAUGAAAACCAAUGGGAACAUUCUAAAAUUAUUAGAAAGCCUAGGGAACUUAUGGGAACAUUCUGAGAUUAUUAAGACGUCUUGUAAAUCUAUGGAAAUCCAUGGGAACACUUGUAAAUUAAUAAAAAAUAAGUCUUCGGUAACAAUAGACAUCUAUAGAAACCCAUGGGAUCAUUUAAAAAUUAUUAUGAACUCUUGGGAACAUUCGGAAGUUAUUAAGAAUUCUUAAGAAUCGAUAGAAGCCCAUAAGAACACAUGGAAAUUUAUUUAAAAAAAAAAUCUUAGGACCUAAUUAUUAUUAAUCGUAUCGGAAUAUACUUAUUAUUACAAUUCAAUCAUGUUGUCGUAUAUCCCGUGUUGGAAGAAUAUGCUGAUCGUAGAUCGCCCAAAAGCACCUUCCCCGUAAUGUUUUUGGGCAGAGGCGGUGUAUUUUUAUUGCGUUAUAUCGCAGUGAAAAUGUCUUUUUCUAGACAUUCAGAUCCUCGCACCGGGCGGGACUCGAACUCACAACACUCUGUGAAUCAAGCCGGGGAUCGAUCCGUCCAAGAGCCAACUGUCUUGCCUAUUGCGUCACUGCGAUCCCCUUAGGACCUAAUGGAAACCCAUGAGAACCCUAGGAAUCUAAUAACAAUUUUAGGAAAAGAAUGAGAACACUAGGAGGAACCAAUGGAAAUUCGUGUUAACCCUCGGAAAAUUCUAAGCACGUUUAUGAACUGAUAUGAACCCAUGGGUACACUUAAAAAUUAUUAAGAAUUCUUAUAGGAAUAAUUGUGAAGCCGUAAGAAACCUUGGGUACCAAUAACUACCCUUGUAGGACUGAAGGUUUAGUCUUAUUCUCGAAUAUCUAGAUUCUAGUCAACAAGGGCUUAGUGAUUUUUCAAAACUUGUUGAUUACGCUUACAAUACUAAAUCAAAAUAUUCCAAAAAAUUGCGCCUGAGUAAGCCUUUAAACAAUGGGAACCAUUGGAAACUAAUUGGAAUCCUUGGAAACUAUUGGGAACACUUCUGACCGUUUUUUGGAAAUCAUUUUUCAAAGAAGUUACGUGAAGUUUUGAAACAAUAUGAAUCAAUUUCAUAAAUAACAUUUUUAAACAUUUAGUUUUAUUCAAAUUUAUUAAAGUUUUUUCACGUGAUCUUGCCGAAACAUGCAUCUACUCGUGCUUAAAAAAUCAUCAAAACAAACACUAAAUUAACCGAAUGGUAUAAUUUUAUUUUUAAAUAUCCCAACCGAUUUAGUGUUUAAAAUGGAAAAUUUUAUGCAAUAAUAUAUUUUUUAUUAUUGUGGAUUUCACGCUAGAGGAUCGUGAAAAGGCAAUUUAUAAUGACGCACGAUCACUUGAAGAUCACUGAAGAUCAAUUAUAUUGAUUAUUUGGUUGGCUUCAAGUGGCUUCCAAAAUAUAGUAAGAAAAAUAAAAUCGCACAUUACCUUUUUUCCCACCAUGCUUUUUAAAAUAUUUGCAUAUUUUGCAAUGUUUUUGAUUUUUUAGAAAAAGAGGUAUUCUUUUACUUUUUUUGUUUGUUUUGAAGCGAAAGUUUAUGGGGUUUAAAAGAAAAUAAUGAGAUGCAAAACUUUUGCGCAAUAAUGCUGUUGCAAUAUUUGAUUUAUUGUGUGCAAAAAGCAGUGAAAUUUUUAUUUUAUUGAUUAAUUAAACUCACGAUCAUUUAAAGAUCACGAAUCAAUGUUAAGAGAUGAAGGUGUUGAAGGCGUCAAGUCUUUUUUUAUUGUUGUUUUUGGUUGAAAGAUGCUUAUUUUAGAUUUAUUUUGCACACAAGCAAGAUUAUGUGAUCAUAAAAUAAAGGUAAUUACACCGAGAAAAAUGUGGAUGGUAAAAUUUACCAUCCUCCAUACAAAAUUCUAAUGGCCGGAUAGUAAAAAAGUCACCCAGCAAACGCGAUAUUAAAUUGGACUGUCAAAAAUUGUAGAAUCUAUUGCAUGGAUAGUAAAUUCUAAUAGCCGGAUGGUAAAUUCUAAUAUCCCCGGAUGUUAGAUUUUACUAGCCGGAUGGUAAAUUUUACUGGCAGGAUAGUAAAUUUUACUAGCCGGAUAUUAGAAUGAAAAAUGUCGGAAAAAUUUAUUUUUCCUUAUUUUCAUUGCUUUUUGGCCAUUGUUUGAGGGCUUGGGGCCCUUCUUGGAUGAUAUUUUCUGUAUUUCAAGCCAUUUUGGUGCGUGAAAAUUGACGACUGCGCCGAGAUUUGAACACGCGACAUUUGUGAUGACAGUCCAGCAUCUUCCAGGUGCGCCACGAAUUGCUAUAAUGUAUUCAAAGCAUAUCGGGAACGGUUGAAUCGGCACCCACGAUAUUCCAAAAUGACAUUCUAACAGCAGGAUGGGAAAUUUUACUGGCUUGGAUGGUAAUUUCAAUCCAAAUUACUAUCCUCCGUUAAAAUUUACUGUCUUCCAGUUAAAUUUUAACAUCUAAUAUGCGGCCAGUAAAAUUUACUUCCCGUAUAUUAGAAUCUAAGAGAGGUCAAGGUAAAAUCUAAAUAAGGAUAGUAAAUUUUACCAUCCGGCUGUUAGAAUUUACUAUCUAUAGGAUAGUAAAUUUUAAAAUGUCAAGAUGGUAGAUUCUAAAGGAAAGUUUCUAUGGAGGAUGGUAUUUUCUACUAUCUUUUGAGAUAGUAGAAUUUAAAGACACGAUUUGUAGAAAAUACCAUCCAAAUUUUUCUCGGUGUAAACAAAAAAAAACCUUAUGAAAAACUAAAGAUCAUCUGAAGAUCAUUUCUAAUUAAAAAAAAAAACUUUCAUUGAGAAAGAGGAGAAUUUGUCAACAUGAAAGGUUUAUCUCCAUGAGAAAUUACUUAAGAUUGCUUUUGAAGAUGAUCUUUUAAAGGUGAUCGGUACAUGAUCGUGUGAAGCUUUCACUACAAAAUUUCUUUCUCUUGUCUCUUUGACUUUUUGCAGAAGAUAAAUUUUGUGAAGAUGUAAAAUUUUAAAUUGCAAUUUCAUAGAUUUUAAAUCUUUCUUUAAAGUGAAAAUCAUGGAAAUUUUUAAUUCAGAAGAUAUUACGUCAGGAAAUUGGUGUGAAAUGAAGUGUAUUAAAGCAACAUGAUCGCAUUUAAAUCAUUUUAAGCAGAAAAUUCACUUGAAAUCCGGCAAAAUUAUUCCAUGAAGAAGCACGUAGACUUUCUUGUCCGCUGCACAAUGGAGAGUAUAAUUUAAUUAAUUUUUCUCAGCUGUUCAAAUGCUCUGUCCGGUUUCUGGGUGAAUUUUGGAGGAGAGAUUGUAAUCUGUUUUGUUUUUUUUUUAUAUUUUUGCAACGAAUAUUGUUCUCACAAUCAAGGUCGUGGGUUCACAAAUGAUUUAUUGUGUGGACUUUCUCACACAAUACCGAAUAUUGUUGGAAUGUUUCUUUUUAUUAAAAUGUGUUUCAAAGCAUUCUUUUGCAGAGCUCCAUGUUGAAAAAAAAAGAAAUAAUUUAAUAUCAAAUUCCGUCCAAGGUAUUGUUAAGAUCUUUUUGUAUACAAAAAAAAAACGUGUCAUGUAGUAGAGAAAAGUAAUAAAUUUGUAUGAAAUUGAGAGAAAAAAAA